AAAACGAUCUCAGAAGUAUUGUAUCCAAUUUUCUGAACAGUUCACUUGCGGAUGGCAUCCUUCUACAUUAUCUCUUCCUAAUUAUGUCUUCAGGGGAUUUUAAUUAAUUGAAGUGUUACACGUAUGACUUAACGCUCAAGCAAGGUGUGUGACAAUAAGAAAACAUCUCAGCUACAGCGGGCAGUUUUCCUUCAAAGUGUGUUGUGACUCAACACAAGAUGUGCAGUUCUGCUGUUGUGAUGGAUAGCAUCGAACGUGGCUAACAUGAUUUGUCUGACUAACCCCCACACUCACCUGUCAUUUUGUAUUUAUGUUUUCCCCAUCCAACAGCAAAGGCUUUGAGGAGCCAUAAUGAGGAAAGUCAUUGAAGUCAUCCUGCUGGUGUUGCUGCUGUUCUUCACGGCGCAUUCAACGGGAAAUCUACACAGCCCGCCAGGGAAGCCCGCACUCACCAGCUGUCGUUCUCCUGAAAAAGAGACCUUCACCUGCUGGUGGAAGCCCGGCUCUGACGGGGGACUGCCCACUACCCACGCACUGUACUAUCGCAAAGAAAGCUCUGAGACAGUGUACGAGUGCCCGGACUACCACACAGCUGGAGAGAACUCCUGCUUCUUUAACAAGAAGGACACAUCCAUCUGGGUCAACUACAACAUCACAGUAGUGGCCACCAACGCCCUGGGCAGGGUCUUCUCGGACCCUGUGGAAAUAGAUGUGGUGUACAUUGUCAAGCCUAAUCCUCCAGAGAAGGUAACAGUGACUGUAAUGGAGGACAAGGGCUGGCCCUUCCUCCGUGUGUCAUGGGAACCGCCACAUAAGGCUGACACCCGCUCGGGUUGGAUCACUCUCAUCUACGAGCUCCGCGUCAAGUUGGAGGAGGAGAAUGACUGGGAGAUGCACCUUGCUGGCCAGCAGAAGAUGUUUAACAUUUUCAGCCUGCGGUCAGGUGGUAAAUACCUUGUAGAGGUGCGCUGUAAACCUGACCAUGGCUUUUGGAGUGAAUGGAGUUCCACUUCCUACAUCAAAGUUCCUGACUAUUUUCAUCGAGAGAAGUCAGCAUGGAUCCUCAUAACGGUCUUUUCUGCCUUUACCUUCCUCAUCCUCGUGUGGUUGCUACACAUGAACAGACACAAUCUGAAGCAUUGUAUUCUGCCACCCGUCCCUGGUCCUAAGAUUAAAGGAUUUGAUAAGCAGCUUCUCAAGAAUGGCAAAUCUAACGAGAUCUUCAGUGCACUGGUGAUGCCUGACUUCCCUCCGACAGCAUCUUCUAAUGACGAGGACUUGCUGGUGGAGUACUUAGAGGUUUAUGUCCCCGGGGAGCAGGAGCUGGUGCUGGAGGAAAGCAAGGAUCUACAUCAUGGUUGCCUCAAAUCAGAGAGCUCCACAUCUGACAGCGACUCCGGCCGAGGCAGCUGCGACAGCCACACUCUGCUGAUGGAUAAGUGCGGGGAGGCAAAGGAGGAAAGGAGGCAAACAGAUCAGGGAUGCAGUCAGAUAAGGACUGAGGCACAGAGGCGCCUGAAGGAUGUGUUGACCUAUGCCCACGGAGACGUGGUUAGCGCUGACAUGUCCAGUGGGAGGGUGAAGACCUGGCCCUCUGUGUUUUCUCCACUGCCCUGGUACAGCCCAAGCCCACUGGACCAACAGAGCUCACUUCAGAUGGCGAAACAGCAUUCCCUCUCCACGUCCUCCUACCUCCACAGCGCCAAGGAGGCUCUCGGAAAGAGCUACUGGGAUUUUUGCUUGAGCGGCAAGCAGCCUCACCUGCUCACUCCCCAGACGCUGGUCUCCCGAAAACUCGAGGCCCACAGCGACGUCAACAUAUCCAGCAUCGGCCUCAAGCGGGCACCUGCUGGUCUGCGGUCACCCGCUCUCCACACCACCGAGUACGUCGAAGUCCAAAGGGUCAACAACGAGGAUAUGGUGCUUCUCCAGCCCGUUGUGUCGGGCUGCGGCCGCAUGGAGGGCUGCUUCCAGGUGCCCCAGGGGGAGGUCUACAGCAAGGUGAAGGGGGUGGACAGUGACAACGUAUUGCUGCUCCAGAGAGAGGGGAUGGAAGAGGACAGGUGCCCUUGUGUGGACCAGGAGACGAAUGAAGGGACAGGGAACUGCCACACAUUGAACACAGUUAGCAAUACGCGGAAGCCUUCAGCCUGCAUUUACACUGCCAUGCCGGUACAGGACGAAAUGGCCCCGAUAGUGAAUGGCUAUGUUGACUCUGCCACCAUGUGCACACUGCACACUUGUUAGGUGUCCCGUAAGCCCAACUGGUAAGUCUGGGACACUGCAAGACCUGUUUUAGGCCGGGACUAAAACAAAAAAACACUGACUCUCAUGUGUGAGACGUAUUUUCUCUGAUUACACUGCAGUUACACGUUUUGAGAAUCCAAAAUAAUUUGAUUGAAUGAUAUAAAUAAUAAUAUUCAUUCAACUUGAUGAAGAAUGAUUGAUUGUAUACAUUGUGUGUUACCAUAUGCUGUCAUUAUGAUUAAUUAUAUGUAUUUAUAUUUCAUAAAUCUUUCUCGCAGGAAUGUUUCAUUAACUUUUUUUAAUGCCUUUCGUGAAAUAUAUUGAUCAAUGCUGUUGUAAUGUGAGAAUGAGUUAAAAUUAUUUGUGUAAAAUCAAAAUGGCAGAAAGCUUGAACAUAAAAUAUUUUAGUUUUGUUUAAAAUUUGUUUGUGCAUAUUUUCUCUGCUCCCUGAACAUUACAUGUUAAAAACAAUACGGGGUACUGCAACAACAGUUUCAAUUCAAGUACUAGUACAUGCAUUAUUCUGUAGAGGCUCCAUACAAAUAUUGUUAAAGUUGAAAGAUAAACAUAUAUUUGAUUUCCUCACCUCAGCUAAAAGUUAAGCAAAUUCAUGGCGCAGAACAUUUGAAUAGGAAAAUAGUGUCAUGAUACUUGUUUGGCCAAUUCGUCCUCUGUUAUUUAGCAAUGAUAAAUGGCUGUGUUUUA
Molecule: messenger RNA, 2952 nt
Organism: Anarrhichthys ocellatus (wolf-eel)
Lineage: Eukaryota; Metazoa; Chordata; Actinopteri; Perciformes; Anarhichadidae
Gene: prlra
Product: prolactin receptor a
Exons: 8
Coding region: 352-2247 (631 amino acids)
Biological process (GO): cytokine-mediated signaling pathway
Cellular component (GO): membrane; external side of plasma membrane; signaling receptor complex
Molecular function (GO): cytokine binding; cytokine receptor activity
Source: RefSeq, a predicted model, not a curated record